AUGGACCCCAGACUUCAAAAGAGCCCAGGAAAACAAUUAACAUUUUAUUAUGAAAAUGAAGUCUACAAACAAGACUACUUCAUCAAAUCGCCACCUCCGCAGCUUUUCUUCUCGGUGCCCUCUUGGAAAAGACGGCUUUUCAUCCUGUCAAAGAGUGGGGAAAAGGGCUUUAGUCUUUCCUAUUACAAAGACCAUCAUCGUCGUGGUGCCAUUGAACUUGAUCGAAAUUCCAGUGUCGAAGUUGGCAUAAGCAGCCAGGAAAAGAUGCAAUCUGUGCAGAAAAUGUUCAAAUGCCACCCUGAUGAAGUGAUGUCCAUCAGAACCACGAACAGGGAAUACUUCCUCAUCGGCAGUAACAGGGAGAAGAUUAAAGACUGGGUCUCCUUCAUGUCAUCAUUUUGCCGGGAUAUAAAAGCCACACAUCAGAGAGCAGAGAAGAAACUCCCAAUGGGUGAGAAAAGGCCUACUUCAGACCCCAGCCCUCUCCUCGGUCUUCCCAGCACACUGCAUGCUGUCGGCUCCACCUCGUCUAGGAAAAGCCUUCCAGGCAUGCAUUUAACGGAAAAUAGUUCUCCAGGAUACAGGCAAAAUUAUCUACCACAUGAUUUCUCCUCGAAGACCACAGAAGAUGCAGAAGAAGAAAAUUAUUACCUCAGUCCUCGAAGUAUUCGUUUAGAGUUGGACAAUAUUGAUUCUGCUGGUUCGGAUGACCCUAUCAAAUCUGGUUGUCCAAAACAGGUCUCCAUGAGAUCUGAGCAUCAUUACAUGUCAAUGAAAUCCUGUUUUUUCGAGGAAACACCCGAGGAGUCUGCUGAAAACCAAAAAGAGUUCCAGAUUCUUCCAGAGACCCAAGAUAGGGGACUUCACCUGCAGGAACAAGGCUUGGGAAGUGAUUCGUGUCUUACACCUGCCAAUACAGAAGCACAGACCACAAAUGACAAAAAGGGGUUGGCCUCACUCACUGUUGUGCAGUUGUCUAUCUUAAUCAAUAACAUCCCUGAUGAAAGCCAAGUGGAGAAACUGAACGUGUUCCUUUCUCCUCCUGAUAUCAUAAACUAUCUUGCUCUCAUAGAAGCCGCAGGACGAAUAUGCGUGGCUCGCUGGGAAGGCCCCCCACACCUGGGAUGCUUAUUCUGCCACGGAGAUCAUGUUUUGGCAGUGAAUGACCUGAAGCCCCAGAGCCUGGAGGAGGUCUCCUUGUUUCUCACCCGUUCCAUCCAGAAGGAGAAAGUAAAACUCACCAUCGGCCGGAUCCCAAAUUCAGAAAAAUUCCAUGGUCUAGCCUGUACCUGCUCCCUAAAAUACCAAGGCGUUGCAGCUCUUCAACAGAAGUCUGAUCUGGAAAGGAUCCUAAAGAGGAGUCCAGCCCAGAAAAAGGGCCAGCAAAAAGGAGCUGAAGAUUAG
Molecule: messenger RNA, 1404 nt
Organism: Lepus europaeus (European hare)
Lineage: Eukaryota; Metazoa; Chordata; Mammalia; Lagomorpha; Leporidae
Gene: PLEKHS1
Product: pleckstrin homology domain containing S1
Exons: 12
Coding region: 1-1404 (467 amino acids)
Source: RefSeq, a predicted model, not a curated record